AGACGCCGCGGUGGUUCGGGCGCCCGGCCGCCAGGAGCGCGGCGAGCGCCUCCACCGCACUCGACCACGUGACGCAGUGGGCUGCCUACAGCCGAGCCGUCGGCAAGCGAGGCUCUCGCUGGCAGCGCGCGGCUAUCCGUGACCGAGCCAGCCAUCGGCGGAGCUACUGCAGACCAGGACACAGCACUGCAGGGCGCGAAGGAUGGCGGCCGCUGCGGCCCAGAUGUUUUAAUCAAGCUCAGUUCCAACAAACAUGCUCGUGCUCGUAGCAAUAAUCCUGUCAUGCCUGUCAUGUGCUGCGGUGAGGGAGCAAAAGGAACCCGUGCGCAUAGGCGGCUUGUUCGACGCCGGCAGCGUGCAGGAGGAGCAGGCCUUCCGGCUGGCCGCGGACAUGGUGAACAGCGCGGCGCCCAUCCGGAGGUACCGGCUGGUGCCCCACGUGGCCGCGGUGGGAGUCCACGGCAGCUUCGAGGCGUCGCAGAAAGUGUGCGGCAUGCUGCUGAGCGGCGUCGUGGCCAUGUUCGGCCCCACGACGGGGGAGGCGUCCCACGUGGUGCAGUCCAUCUGCGACUCCAAGGACAUCCCGCACAUCGAGGCGCGCUGGGACGUGAACCAGCACCGCGAGGCGUUCCUCGUCAACCUCUACCCCUACAAGGGCGUCUUCGGCAAGGUGUUCUUGGAUCUCAUAAAAUUCUUUGAGUGGAAAAGAUUCACAAUAAUUUACGAAAGUAGCAGCAGUCUCGUGAGACUAAAUGAUUUGCUGAAAAUGUACGAACCUAAGAAAGGCACCGUCACAAUUAGGCAACUGGAUGCGGAAACAAAAAAUUACAGAGAUAUGUUCUACAACAUUAAGAAGUCCGGUGAUCUGAACUACGUGGUCGACUGUUCGCCGGAAAUACUGUACGACGUGCUGAUUCAAGCCCAGCAAAUUGGCAUCAUGUCAGACCAGCACAACUAUAUUAUAACAACUCUGGACUUGCACACAGUGAACCUGGAGCCGUUCCAGUACGGUGGGGCGAAGAUCACUGGCGUGAACAUUAUCGAUCUUCAGGAGCUGACGGCAAAGCUGGCCUCCUGGAGCAACUGGUUCGCGAGGAAUGGCCAGGCCAUGCCCGACUUCACCCUCGAAAACUUCAAGGCGAGCUCGGCGCUCAUGUACGACGCCGUGCACCUGUUCGCCGGGGCGCUGCGCCGCAUGCAGGGGCUCGAGGUGAACGCCGGCCGCGUCGACUGCAACUCCUACAGCAGCUGGAUGCACGGCGCCUCGCUCAUCAACAUCAUGAAGGACAGCGACAGCUCGUUCAAGGGCCUGUCGGGCCUGGUGCAGUUCGACAACGAGGGCUUCCGCAGCAACUUCAAGCUGGACGUGCUGAAGCUGACCUCGGCCGGGCUGAAGCAGGUCGGCAACUGGCACUCGGCCGAGGGUCUCAACGUCUCGAACGUCAUCGAGGAUGAGCCGCUGUCCACGGACGAGAACACCCUGCGCAACAAGACUCUCAUCGUCCUCAUCUCGCUGACUAAGCCCUACAUCAUGACGAAGAUCUCGAAGGAGGCGCUGUUCGGGAACGACCGGUACGAGGGCUUCGGCAUCGACCUCAUCAAGGAGAUGGGCAGCAUGCUGCAGUUCAACUACACGUUCGUGCUGCACAACGACAGCUCGUACGGCAACAUCAAGAACGGCGAGUGGACGGGCAUGAUCCGCAAGAUCAGAGACGGCGUGGUCGACCUGGCCAUCACGGACCUGACGAUCACGGCGGAGCGGGAGUCCGGGGCCGACUUCACCAUGCCCUUCAUGAACCUCGGUAUUAGCAUCCUGUACAAAAAACCAAAGAAGGCACCUCCGGAGCUGUUUUCGUUCAUGGCGCCGUUUUCUCUGGGAGUCUGGGGUUGUAUGUUGUCUGUCUACGUGGGCACAUCUGUCCUGCUCUACCUCAUGGGAAGGAUCUGCCCCUACGAGUGGGUGAGCCCGUUCCCCUGCAUGGAGGAGCCGGACGAGCUGGAGAACCAGUUCAGCCUGGGCAACUGCAUGUGGUUCACCAUCGGCAGUCUGCUGCAGCAGGGCUCGGAGAUCGCGCCCAUUGCCGUGUCGACGCGCAUGGUGGCCGGCAUGUGGUGGUUCUUCACGCUCAUCAUGGUGUCCUCGUACACGGCCAACCUGGCAGCCUUCCUCACUGUCGAGACCACCACCACGCCCUUCACCGACGUAAAGACGCUGGCCGAGCAGGACAAGGUCAAGUACGGCGCUAAGAAGGACGGCGCCACGUAUCUCUUCUUCAAGGAAUCAACAGAUCCAGUUUACCAGAAAAUGUACAAGUACAUGUUGGAGAACAAGGAUGAAGUAAUGUCAGAGACUAAUGAGAUCGGCGAAGAGAGAGUGAAGAGCAGUGAUGAAGACUACGCAUUCUUGAUGGAGUCUUCUUCCAUAGACUACAUCGUCGAGAGAAACUGCGACCUCGCAAGGGUCGGGGGUCUGCUGGACAAUAAAGGCUAUGGCAUAGCAAUGAAAAAGGGGGCGCCGUACCGGAACUUACUGACCACGGCGGUGCUGAAACUGCAAGAGUCUGGCAAGCUGACGUCACUCGUCGACAAGUGGUGGAAACAGGAGAGGGGAGGAGGCGCUUGCAAAGACAAAGCCGCCAGCAACAGUCCAGAGGCGCUGGGCUUGCAGAACGUGGGAGGCGUGUUCCUGGUCCUCGUCACUGGAACGAUACUAGCUGCCAUCCUGACCAUCAUGGAGCUCCUGGUACACGUCUACCAAACGUGUAAGAAGGAGAACCUCUCGUUCCGGGAGGAGCUCAAGGCAGAGUUGCAGUUCGUGGCGCGCUGCCAUGGGUCCACCAAGCCCGUGAGGAGACUUCGCAAGGAGGAGGACGACCGCAAGGAAGAAGAGACGGACGACGUCGACUUCAUCGCCAUGAACACCUUCCAGAACGGGUUCCAGUUCAAGGAGCCCCUGGCAUGAGAGUGCCCGGCGAUGGAGCGCUGCUUCCUGAAGUGCCUAGUAUUGUCCAGCCACUGGUGGUUGCUUUCAUUUUAAACUUAAUUUUUACUCUAGGCAGUUUAGCUUUGAAUAUUGUUUGUAAAUUGUAAAUAAAUAAUUUAAAAAAUAAUUUAAAAUUAGUUAUUGACUGUC
Molecule: messenger RNA, 3133 nt
Organism: Bacillus rossius redtenbacheri
Lineage: Eukaryota; Metazoa; Arthropoda; Insecta; Phasmatodea; Bacillidae
Product: glutamate receptor ionotropic, kainate 2-like
Exons: 18
Coding region: 254-2962 (902 amino acids)
Biological process (GO): modulation of chemical synaptic transmission; synaptic transmission, glutamatergic; monoatomic ion transport
Cellular component (GO): postsynaptic density membrane; plasma membrane
Molecular function (GO): transmitter-gated monoatomic ion channel activity involved in regulation of postsynaptic membrane potential; glutamate receptor activity
Source: RefSeq, a predicted model, not a curated record